AUUUUUAACGUUGGCGCGUCCCUUCCCGGGACACACUUUCCAAUAAUAUUUAUUAAUUUCCGUCAGUUAGCAGAAAUUUUUACGUUGGCGCGCGCUCCCCCGGUACACACUUUCCAAUUACAUCUAUAUGAAUGUCUGUCAGUUAGCAGAAACUGCUUAGCUGGGCGGAGGAAGAUCUACAUAUUUCCGUUGUUAUCUGUUAAACUUUCCAUGAAACACAGCACUAUACAACUCGUAGAAUUACUGCAGAAAUGAUAACAUUGUCUUGCUACAAAUCUGGACACAGAGUUCUGAACAAACUGAGGUGAAAGAUGGAAUUUUCGACGGCCAUUACGGUGUUUAAGUGUUCUGUAAGCAUUUGAUUAUAUAGGAUUUAUAAUCCUAUUAUAUUUUUCAACUAUCAGUAGAGGCAAAAUAUGCUGCCGAAGAAGGGCAAUGGUUUUGAGGAGAAAGCUUUUGGACUCGUCUUGUUGCAAUUGGUAUUUCAAGCUCUAGAAGUAUCAAGAAGGUUCUAAUCCGUUACAAAUCAGCAAAGCUGUACCUAUUCAACAGGUUUAUGAUGUUUACCACUCCUUUGCUCAAGAAAAAGGAGCACCAUGAUAUAUUGCAUUGUAAUUUUUCUGGGAGUUGUUCAUGCGAUGCUCAAAAUCAGGGUGAUCGUUUCAUUCCCAUGCGUAGUGCAAUUAAUUUUGAUGUGGCCAAUUUCUCCUUGAGAAGAGAAAUCAAGGACAAUCCAUCAUCAAAUUUGUCUGUUACAUCGCCCAACAAGGAAGCAUACAAGAGAAAACUGGCAGAGGCUUUACUUCAUGAUUCAAAUGGAAAGGACCAGAAAAUCUUGGGUUUCAAAAAACGGUCAAAGACUGCAUCUGAAAUCAGAAAAAAUUUGUUCUCAGAUGCAUUAUUUAUUGAUGAUGAGUCUAAAGUUUGUAAACCUUAUCGCCAUAUUCCUGAGUCACCAGAGAGAGUCCUGGAUGCUCCAGAUCUGUUAGAUGAUUAUUACCUAAAUUUGUUGGAUUGGAGCUGUAAGGACGUUGUUGCUAUUGCUUUGGGAUCAACUGCAUACCUUUGGGAUGCUAAAAAUAGCUUUAUUCAAGAGUUAAUGCAAUCUGAAUCAAAUAAUGAUGAUGAUUGCUUGACCAGCCUUGCUUGGGCAGAUGAUGGUAUACACAUUGCGCUUGGUUUGAACAACUCUGAAAUUCAGCUUUGGGAUGCUUCACAAUUGCGUCUGGUGUAUAAAAUGGGAGGCCACUCAUCAAGAGUAGGCAGUCUGGCUUGGAAUAACCAAAUUUUGUCUUCUGGCAGCAAAGACAAUCUUAUCAUCAACCAUGACGUUCGGAUUCGAAAUCAUAUUGUAUCGAAGUUUGAGGGGCAUACACAAGAAGUUUGUGGUCUUAAAUGGUCAGAAUCGCAUCAGAAACUUGCAAGUGGAGGAAAUGAUAAUAUACUUCAUAUCUGGGAUGUCUCAUUAAUGUCAUCAUCAGGAGGCUCCAAGUACCUUCAUCGUCUUGACCAGCAUCAAGCAGCAGUGAAAGCUCUAGCAUGGUGUCCUUAUGCAGCUAAUAUUCUAGCUUCUGGAGGAGGCACAGCUGAUCGAUGCAUUAAACUCUGGAACACACAAUCUGGCCAAUGUGUUAUGAGUUUGGACACAGAAUCUCAGGUCUGUGCGCUCCAAUGGAAUAGACACUACAAGGAGGUUCUAAGCAGUCAUGGAUACAGUAAGAACCAGCUGUGUCUUUGGAAAUAUCCAUCAAUGCAUAAAAUUGCAGAACUUAAUGGGCACACCCAACGUGUUCUCCACCUUGCUCAGAAUCCAGAUGGCACCACUGUUGCAUCAGCUGCUGCAGAUGAGACGCUUCGUUUCUGGAAGGUAUUUGGUAAUUCAGGAACAAACAGUUCAAAAACUGGGAGAGAUGGAGGAAGGUCCCUGUCUUCGAGAAAUAAUAUUCGGUAAUUAAGCUGAAGGAGAUCCGAUAGUGUUUUUAGAUCCCAGUACUCUUGGCGUACCCAUUGCAUUUCCAACUAUAAAAUGUUAGAUCUAAACACACUAUUGGAUCUUCAAGUCAGGCUCCAUUUUGUCAUAGGGAACACCUUCAGCGUAAUUAAUAAAUAUUAUUUCAGAGCCAAUGAAAUUUUGGGGUGUUUCCUGAGUCUAUUUGCAGAUAUUGCAGCAGCCCCAUUAAGUCUGUGUACAUGCUGUCUGUAUAUACCCUGUAUUUGUAACCAUAAUAGUCAAUACACUUGUGUCCAUUGAACUACGAGCAUAUUCAUUCUUUUGAGAUCAGAGUGGAUUUAUCCAUUCGGGAUCAUGGAACACUUUGCGUGUUUAUUUAUUUGCAAUUUGAGAAAUAUUUUCAGAUGUA
Cryptomeria japonica (Japanese cedar) is the source of this 2360-nucleotide messenger RNA. Its product is annotated as cell division cycle 20.2, cofactor of APC complex. The transcript is spliced from 11 exons. NCBI's taxonomy places the organism in Eukaryota, Viridiplantae, Streptophyta, Pinopsida, Cupressales, Cupressaceae. Gene Ontology annotation, cellular component: anaphase-promoting complex. Gene Ontology annotation, molecular function: anaphase-promoting complex binding; protein binding; ubiquitin ligase activator activity. The coding region runs from base 557 to 1951 and encodes 464 amino acids. The record is from RefSeq and is a predicted model, not a curated record. Gene Ontology annotation, biological process: anaphase-promoting complex-dependent catabolic process; positive regulation of anaphase-promoting complex-dependent catabolic process; positive regulation of ubiquitin protein ligase activity.